Molecule: messenger RNA, 4881 nt
Organism: Spirometra erinaceieuropaei
Lineage: Eukaryota; Metazoa; Platyhelminthes; Cestoda; Diphyllobothriidea; Diphyllobothriidae
Source: the annotation of a GenBank genome assembly
AUGUCUCUGAUGAUGGAUUCGAGUGAGGAUCCGAAACGUCAGGCAAAUAAAUUUCUUGUUCCAGCAAUCGCAUCUUCAUCUUCUGAACUGCUACCUGGAACUCGCCUGUUCGCUUCUAUCAGCAAAAAGUACUCUCCCUCUUCCUCCUCCUCCUCCUCCCCGCCGCCCAACCCCACAGGCAGCUUAAGCGAGUCCGCUCAGUCUGGAGGUCUGGGAUGAUCGUUUCCUUUUAGAUAAUCCCAGGAGCAACUGAGCGGAACUAAGGAGGGCCCCAGUCAUUCGGUAACUGGCGCAUUACGAUGCCGACAUCGCUCCACUCAACAAGACCCGCUCUUCCGAUUAAGGUCUGCUGGUGGAGGUGGGUGCUUGUUAACCCUCUUCUGGAUCGGCCGUCCCAGGCAGUGUGGCUGGACGUGAGCGCCGCAUUUGCCAUCGGAAACGACAUCGUAGGACGACUGCCCUGCCUGCCGCAGGGCAUUGAAGACUGACUGGUGAGCUGCGUCUGCCUCUUCAGGGACCCGACUUCGCCACCAUCCUCAACCCUGGUAAACUGGAUACUGCUUUGUUGUCUUCACCUGCUCACCGUCUGCAUUUCAACAAUCACUUGACCCAGUGACCAAAAGAACUGCCAGCAGCAGAUGAAGACUCCUCUGUGGUGACACGAUGAUGCCAAUUACGGGACACCCCGGCCGUCCUCGGCGGCGUGCGUCGUCAGCACCAGGAUAGGUUCAACGCAACGACGCAGCCAUCAGUAACCCGCUUGCCGAGAAGAACAGGCUGCACAGAGCCUAUCUCGAUCGUCCAGCCGAUUCAAACAAAGCGGUCUUUUACCGAUAUCGCCGUCUCACAUAGCAGCGGUUGCGAGAAAUACAGGACUCCUGCACGGCUCGCAAAAUCGAAGAGAUCCAGGGAUAUGCGCACCGCAACAAAUCAAAGAACUUCAUCACUGAGAUCAAGACGAUCUACGGCCUCCGACAAAAUGGACCGCGCCACUUCUCUGCUUUGACGGAUCAACGCUUUUGACGGAAAAGUCGCAGAUUCUGAAGCGUUGGACCGAGCAAUUCAGAAGUAUCCUCAACCGUCCCUCCACAAUCUCAGACGCCGCCAUCGACCGACUCCCCCAAGAAGGAACCAACACCUAUCUGGGUCGCCCACCGCCUCUUCCAGAAACCAUCCGCCCCGUGCACGAACUCUUCAGACGGAAGGCACCCGGCUCCGAUGCGAUCCCAGACGGAAUCUACAAGCACGACCGCCAUCGACUGUUGGACCAACUGCCGGUGCUAUUUCAGGAGAUUUGGGUGCCACGAUCAGGUUCCCCAAGAUAUCAAGAAUACAAACAGUCGUCCAUUCGUACAUGCGUUGAGGGAGCCGGCAACUCUUUGACAAUCACAGAGGUAUUUGACUACUCAACAACGCCUCGAAGACCUUCGCUUGCACGCCCCACAAUCGUCUCGACGGACACCUAGAACAAGGACUUUUGCCGGAAAGUCAAUGUGGAUUCCAACCUCAUGCGGUACCACCGAUAAGGUCAUUACCGCCCACCGGCUAAAGGAGAAGUGCCGGGAAAUGUGGACUCACCUCUACACCACCAUCGUUGCUGUGAUGAAUGUCUUCGACACACUGAAUUGCGAAAGACUGUGGAGAAUCCUGCAGAAGUUUGGCCGUCCCGGGCGAUUCAUGUACAUAGCACGUCAGCUCCAAGGUGCGAUGAUGGCACGCGUCUCGGGUAACGGCGUGAUCUCCGAAGCAUUUACAGUGACCAAUGGAGCGAAGGUGGAAUGUGCGAUCGCCGCACCCUAUUCAGCCAUAUGUCCUCUGUCAUGCUGAGUGAGGCCUAACAUGAUGAGCGCCCCAGUACCCGCAUCGACUACAGGACCGACGGGCACCUUCGCAACAACCGGCGAAUGCAGCCUCCAAUGCGUCUCUCUACGAAUACUAUUAACAAUCUGCACUUCGCUGGAGAUUGCGCACUUAAUACUACGACCGAGGAAGACAUUUAACGGAGCAUAGAUCUCUUUGCCUCCGGCUUAACCCAAUUCGAACUCAUUAUCAAUAGGCGCAAGGCAGUGAUCGUGAACUACCAUCAAUCGACCAGUGAAUACAGUGUUACUUGCGUCCGUGGAGUGUAGAGGUGUCAUCGGUGGGUUCACGUAAUGGUCGUGGUGGUCGCUCACUUGCUUGCAGGUGAGACUGCGCCUAGCGUCCACUUGCUGGCACUCAACUCUCACAUGUGGCUCCACGUAGCUGGACUCUUCUCGGAGGCCACACCCCGGGCAACCGUCUCGACCGGCGGGCUAAAUCAGGUGAGGGGGCCCUGUGCGCUGUGCCGUGUGCACAGGGUUUGCGGAUUCCGCUGGAUGGAAGGUCGGAUGGAACCUUGCGUCGGCACCGUCGUGACGUGGUUCGUCUCUGCACGCCGCUGGACAGCCGGUGACGGGAUGGAUCUCCACAUCGACAUCGCCUUGACGCGCCCACCUACGCCGUCGGAGACCGCGGCUUACGGAGAAUUCGAGUCGCUCUCCACUACAACCCGAAGUCGUGGUCCCAUAGUGGAGUUCGGCCGUGCCACAACGGCACAUGGCAGCCAUAUUCAUGGAUGGCACUGCCAGCCCCCACGAGGGGGAGGGCCUAGAAAAGGUGGCCUAAACAUUGCUGGGUACCACGCCGUCUCCGGGCUAGCCAGGGCCGCAGACGUCUUAUCAUGGUCGAAACAAUCAAAAUCGAAACAACAAAAAUACCAAUAACAACAUCAACCAUACUCAUUCUCCUCAUCCUACCUCUUCUUCCUCUUCAUCUGCCUAUUCUUCUGCCUAUUCUCCUCCUUCGUCAUCUUCUUCUCCACCUCCUUCCCGUCGCCCCACUCGUUGUCACCUGACUGGCAGGGUGAGUCCGCUCACUCUGGCAGCCUGGAAUGUUCGUUCCCUUUUAGACAAUCCGAGGAGCAACCGACCGGAACGGAGGACGGCGCUAGUGGCACGAGAACUGGCGCGCUACAAGGUGGACAUCGCCGCACUCAGCGAGACCCGUUUCUCCGAACAAGGCCAACUGGAGGAGGUGGGUGCCGGUUACACCUUCUUCUGGAGAGGUCGACCUAGGACAGAGCGACGGGACGCGGGUGUCGCCUUCGCCAUUCGGAACGACAUCGUGAGACGACUGCCCUGUUUGCCGCAGGGCAUCAACGAUCGCCUGAUGAGCCUCCGCCUGCCUCUCUGGGGAGGCAAAUUCGCCACCAUUAUCAGCGCCUACGCUCCGACGAUGACCAACCCCGAUGCCGUCAGAGACAAAUUCUACGAGGACCUGCACGCGCUCUUGGCGACUGUGUCGAAGGCGGACAAGUUGAUUGUCCUUGGCGACUUCAACGCCCGCGUCGGCACCGACCAUACUGCCUGGAGAGGAGUGCUGGGUCCCCACAGUCUCCGCGGCUCAAACGACAAUGGUCUGCUGCUUCUCCGCACCUGCGCAGAACACCGCCUCAUCCUGACGAACACGUUCUUCUGCCUGCCGGAGCGAGAGAAGGCCACCUGGAGGCAUCCUCGGUCACGUCAGUGGCACCUGCUGGACUGUGUCCUCGUCCGGAGUCGAGAUCAGCGGGACGUGCUGGUGACAAAGGCGAUCGCUGGCGCUGACGGGUAGACCGACCAUCGCCUCGUCAUCUCGAAGAUGCGUAUUUGCCUACAGCCUCGCAGGAGACCACAAGGUAAGCGACCCCCAGGUAAGCUGAAUGUUGCCUUGCUGUCUUUGCCCGCUCACCAUCUUCAUUUCAGCAAUGAGCUAGCUCAAAGGCUAGACAACUUUCCUAUCUCUGUCGACGCCGCCGACGCCGCCGCAACUGCCGAGAACGCCUCUGUGGAGAACCGCUGGUGUCAACUGCGAGACACGGUCAAGUCGACGGCGCUCGCCGUCCUCGGUCGCGCUCCCCGACAACACCAGGACUGGUUCGACGACAACGACGCCACCAUCAGAAAUCUGCUUGCUGAGAAGAACCGCAUACACAAAGCCUACGUAGAUCACCCCACUGAUGCCAUCAAAGCUGCCUUCUACCGCAGUCGCCGCCAGCUUCAGCAACGACUGCGCGAGAUGCAGGACGCCUGGACUGCUCGCAAAACUGAGGAGACCCAAGGGUACGCGGACCGCAACGAAUGGAAGAACUUCUUCUCUGCGAUCAAAGUUGUCUGCGGCCAGCCGACGAAGGGCACUGCUCCUCUCCUCAGCGCCGACGGCAACACUCUCCUGACUGAGAAGACGCAAAUCCUGCAGCGAUGGGCCGAGCAUUUCCGAGGCGUCUUCAACCGCCCCUCCGUCAUCUCCGACGCCGCCAUCGAGUGUUUGCCGCAAGUUGAGACCAACGUGGACCUCGACCUCCCGCCAUCUCUCCAGGAGACCAUCAGCGCCAUGCAGCAGAUCUCCAGCGGGAAAGCACCCGGAUCGGACGCCAUCCCUGCUGAGGUCUACAAGCACGGAGGUCCCCAACUGAUGGAUCACCUGACUGCGCUCUUCCAAGAGAUUUGGCGUCAAGGUGAAGUCCCGCAAGAUUUCAAAGACGCAACCAUCGUGCAUCUCUACAAGCGCAAAGGGAAUCGCCAAGUCUGCGACAAUCACCGCGGCAUCUCCCUGCAGAACAUCGCCGGGAAGAUCUUCGUACGAAUCCUUCUCAACCGCCUCAAUAACCAUCUGGAACAGGGCCUUCUGCCGGAAAGCCAAUGCGGCUUCCGUCGUCAUCGUGGGACUACGGAUAUGAUCUUGGCCGCCCGUCAACUUCAGGAGAAGUGUCAGGAGAUGCGGACCCACCUGUACUCUACCUUCGUGGACCUGACGAAAGCCUUCGACACGGUGAAUCGUGAAGGACUGUGGAAGAUCAUGCAGAAAUUCGGCUGUCCGUAG